Messenger RNA from Chlamydomonas reinhardtii, 2268 nucleotides. RefSeq lists its product as uncharacterized. The record is from RefSeq and is a predicted model, not a curated record. The transcript is spliced from 3 exons. Bases 320 to 511 code for a protein of 63 amino acids. Lineage: Eukaryota; Viridiplantae; Chlorophyta; Chlorophyceae; Chlamydomonadales; Chlamydomonadaceae.
GGAGUGGACCUGCCCUCUGCCCUGACUAGUUUCACCUCCGAAUUCUUCCAGGGCUGCACGAAUUGCAGCGAGCUCGGCGCGUGUAAUAGUGUUAGUGCAGCCAAAUCCAUUUGGGUUUACGUAGACCACACGGUCUUUAUGCCAAGCACAAGCCCCAGCCACUUGUAGUUCUCUACCGUUUUCAGUUGUUAUCUUGGAUACCGAGCCAUCGGUCCAUACAAUUUCCUCGGGGUUGUGGGCCAGCGGCAGUGUACGUUGGAAUUGUGUCCGAUUCAACCUCGGUGUCGCUGGAGCUUCGUCAGGCGUGACCAUAGUGGCAAUGUUCUGGGGCACGUCAGUGCCGAGUCCAGGCUCCAUCCCAGCUGUGCCUGGGGAGUCCAGUUCUCCGUUCGUCCAGGUGGCGAGUCGGCGGCAGAGCGGGUGGGUUAGCCACUGUGUGUGUGGGCUGCGCACAACGGCUCGGACGGUUGCCGAGGGGAGGGACGUCUGGUGCUGUGGUGCCGUCUUAUGAUCAGUUUGCCCCGGGUCGCGCCGGUAUCUGUGCAGCAGGGCAGCCACCGCCUCCUCGAAGGCCUUGGUCCGGUUGUUGCUGGUCCGGUUGAAGCUUUCCCAGAGCGUUUGAAGGCGUGCGUAGGUGAGCAUGCCAAGCCAACGUCCGCUGGGUUCAUAGACAUGGGCCUCUCGGGGGAGGGCCCGGCCUGCUGUGGGGGUAGUGAUGGCGUAGCUGCCUGGGGGGGAAACGUCGUGGUAGGGAUCGCUGGGGACGGUAGAGAUGAUGGUUGCUGCGCGGGUCACCCGUGCACGCGUUGCUUGAUCGUCCGGGUCGUCAUCGUGUCGGCCCUGACGUUGCCGCAUUGUCAGGUUGCGAUCCUUUGGAGGCCGUGUGGGGCGGGCGGGUGCAUCAGGUCCCGCAGCAAGUCGGUUGGUGUAUUCUGAGAUCAGCUCCUCCCACUCGAGGUCAUGCUUAAGGUCACGCUCACGCUCAUUGCUGUUUGCCCACGUAACUUGGCGCAGGAGACGAGUCGACCUCGAUGAAAAGAGGGCCGCACGUGGGGCAUGUGUUGUCUCGAAUGGCCCGGGCGCAGGUGCGGUGGGCGGCGCGUGUGCGGGUAGGAUGCCGGCGGGUUGGGCCGCUGUUGCUGUGUCUGCGUCUGUCGUGCCGGCCCCGUCCGGGUGGGGCUGCGUCGCGCGUGGGCGAGCCUGCAGUGGGUGCUUGAAGCAGCGCACGUCUGUGACCGUGGCGUAGCCCAUGCGUGAGAAGGCGGUGACUAGGCCAGGUGGGAUAACAGGUGGCUUCCAUUGGACCGCGAAGUAUGGCUCGCGGGUGUUGGUUGUGUCCUCGCCCGCUUUGCGUUUGCGUGCAAUUUCCUUAUCUGUGACAGUUUGUUGGUUUGUGCGGUACAGGAUGGCCGCCAGCUCCUGGCCAUCAUUAUCCAGGUCGUAGGUAAGCUGCGCAUCUCCGUUGGUGCAGUCAUCAGUAGGAGGGUGGACCAGGUCCUUGACUACACGUUCCCGGGCUAGUUUCCAGAGUGUUUGCUUGCCCCGCCGGUGAGACAGCCUGAGUGGUGAGGCUUGCUGCCUAUCGUCCGCUUCCAUCAGGUCGUGCUGACUAUCGUCCACUUCCAUUUGGUCGUGCUCAGGUGCUGCGGCGUCGACAUCCAUUGGGUCCUCAGCGGCGGCCGCGGCUGGCUGCCCUUGGUGGAGAAGGUAGGUUUGCACGGCGCCAGUAGACGGCGUGGUCGCAUUCGCAGUGAGCAGAGUGGUUAUUGUGGGGGCCAGGGGCCGUUGCGUGCGGGUAACCGGGGUUCGGUUGUUGAAUGAAGGGGGGUCCCUUGGGUGGGGCUUGCAGAGGUGGUUGUGCCUGCUCAUGUCUUUUGCCAGGGCCGUGAACACUGAACGUGCCGUUUCGUACCCACGUGUGCCAACGGCCAGGCUUUCGUCUCCAUUUGUGAGGCGCAUAGCCGUGCUGAUUGCGGCUUUAUCACCGGUGAGCAGGUCGUCGGGUGUUGUGCGCGUGUUUUCUGCAAUGCGGGCCUUUUGGGCGGCGUGUUUCGUGACGCGGCGGGAGUGGGCAGUUGGGUGUGUGGGAGUACGCAUGACGGGCGUCUUCCGUGGCCGGGUCUGCAGGUUGGCUUCGGGUUGGGCGACGGGAGCUGCGGUAUCCGCGGCUGGGGCAGGAGUUGGGGCCAUCUGCCCCAAGGCAGUUGGCGUGUAUUGCAAGGGCGGGUUGUGAUAGAGUGGGCUGGCUUCUUCGAUGUCCAUUUGGGU